AUGCAAUGGCCAGGGCCAGAAGACUCCUUCCUGGACAGGGUAGAGCGACAGAAACAGGAAGCACCAUCUGGAAAAAGAAUAAUGGGAAAUUGUACAAAUGAGCUGUGCAAAGAAAUGCCCUAUGAAGAGAGCCAGACACUUCUGGUUACUGUUUACAGCAUUGUUUUUGCCAUAGGCCUUCCAGCAAAUUGCUUAACUUCCCUGCUUACAUUUGUACAGAUCCAAAGGAAUAAAGUAAUUGCCAUCUACAUUUUCAGUUUAUCAUUGAGUGAGCUGAUGUAUUUAAGUACCUUGCCUCUCUGGAUUGUCUAUGUGCAAAAUGACCACAAGUGGAACAUGGGUGAAAAAGCUUGCAAAGUAACAGCAUUCAUCUUUUUCUGCAACAUAUACAUCAGCAUUCUGCUUUUGUGCUGCAUUUCUGUGGAUCGUUAUGUGGCACUGGUGUAUGCUCUGGAGUCAAGAGGGAGAAGAGGACAAAAAAAGGCAAUCAUAAUAGUGUCUUGUCUCUUUGCUGUGGUUGCAAUAAUCCACAUUCCAAUAUUUAAUAUGGACAAUAAUCACAACACCUGUUUCGAGACAUUGCCCCUUAACAACUAUUUGGCUUCUUUAAGCCUUGCCAGAUUCCUAUUUGGACUUGCCAUACCUUUCACAAUCCUCAUUUUCACAAACUACAAGAUUUUCCAAAGUACAAAAACGAGCAGCAGCUUGACUUGUCGCCAAAAAGCCAAAGUGAAGUAUCUGGCUAUCAGCAUUGUUGCCAUUUUCCUGAUCUGCUUUGCUCCCUACCAUGUGGUACUCAUAAUAAGAUCCAUAUACUUUUUGCUCCAUGAAAAGUGCUCGUGCCCAUUCGAACAAGUUAUCUAUACAACUUUUACAGUCUUCCUGUGUUUAACCACUGCAAACAGCAUUGCUGAUCCAAUCAUCUAUGUGCUGGUUAGUGAAAACGUCAGGAAAGACUUUUAUAGGGGUCUCAGAAGAUGGAGACUUAACUCAUCCAGGCUGAAUUCAUCCAUUAAUCACAAGACUGACAGUUUAAAAUUGAAAACGUCAAAAGAAUCACAGGAAGGAGGGCUAAGAGAAGAAAACCAAGAAAUACCAGCUGCAUCUGACAUUCAAAAGACCUGCAACAGUGGCAAAGACCAAGAAGACAGUAGCUAA
Messenger RNA from Pogoniulus pusillus (Red-fronted tinkerbird), 1158 nucleotides. RefSeq names its product G protein-coupled receptor 132 (gene GPR132). Bases 1 to 1158 code for a protein of 385 amino acids. Gene Ontology annotation, cellular component: membrane. Gene Ontology annotation, biological process: G protein-coupled receptor signaling pathway; G1/S transition of mitotic cell cycle; negative regulation of G2/M transition of mitotic cell cycle. The record is from RefSeq and is a predicted model, not a curated record. Gene Ontology annotation, molecular function: G protein-coupled receptor activity. NCBI's taxonomy places the organism in Eukaryota, Metazoa, Chordata, Aves, Piciformes, Lybiidae. The transcript has 2 exons.